AUGAAGCAAGCCAUGCGAGAGAGAUUGCGGCGUUGCCCGGAAAGGAUGGUGCUUGGUCCAAAUGAGAAGAGGCAACGUCUGGUGGACGUGGAAGAUGGACCUACCGAGCCAGGACCCACGACAGUCGAGAGUUUAACCCCAAUGGGGGACUCGACUACUCCCAAAACACUUACAGAGUCAGAACCUACGACGUUCGAGUGUGCAAAGCCGAUGCCAUUGGGGACGGAGGACGGGACCAUACCAGAUGAAAGGUUCUCAGCGUCCAGUAGUUACCCUUCGACCUGUUGCCCUGCCAAGGCUGCACGCCUCAACGGCAAUCUACGAUGGGCACCCGCGACCGACCCCGAUUCCUGGAUCGAGGUGGACUUGGGUGAGAGUACAGUGGUUUCUGGUGUCAUUACACAAGGAGACACGUACAGCAAUUUAUUCUACGUGACGAAUUACAAGGUGGCGUAUCAGAAGCAGCCCUCAUCUGACCUGUUACACGUGACAGAUGGAAAUGGAAACAUCAAGAUGUUUACUGCGAACACUGACAACACCACCCCGGUCACAAACCUGUUUGAUGAGAACGUGUUGGCCACGGUGGUGCGGAUUGAGCCUAUUGCCUGGAGUGGUGGGGUUCGUCUGCGAUUGGAGUUGCUCGGAUGUCGCCGUGAUUAA
This is a messenger RNA of Acanthaster planci (crown-of-thorns starfish), 660 nucleotides long. Its product is annotated as lactadherin-like. Lineage: Eukaryota; Metazoa; Echinodermata; Asteroidea; Valvatida; Acanthasteridae. The record is from RefSeq and is a predicted model, not a curated record. Gene Ontology annotation, molecular function: signaling receptor activity. Gene Ontology annotation, cellular component: plasma membrane.